AUGGAUUCUCUUGUUCUCCUUCAGCCUCUCCACAGUCUAACUUCCACCAUCUUCUUUUCACAGCAGCGAAGUUGUGGUUUGAGUCAUUUCACAUCCUCUCUGAAACGUUUACCCUUAAAAAGACUCAAUCUUUCGAAACCCUCUACUCUCACAUUUGCUCUUGCUGAAUCGGAUUCUCCUCAACCUUUAGAAACAAGCCCCAAAUCUCUUCUCCAACAACUCUCUAAGUGUUUCGAUCUUCCAUCAGACUAUUUCCGGCAGCUACCAAGUGAUCUUCGUCUCGAUUUAAAUGAUGCUGCCUUUGAUCUCUCCAAUGGACCCAUCAUCGAUGAGCCUUUGGGAGGCGUCUGGUAUCUGCGGGAAAAAGAUUCAAGGGCAUGGGACAGUAUGGUCAAGGUGAAUUACAGAAGAACUAACGUUGCUGAGAACUCGCAGAUUGCUAAAGCCAUGAUUACAACUGGAGAGGUCCUGUCUGCAAAUACAUCACCUGCCUCAGUCGGUAAUGAAUCCAUGUCAAACACAAGAAUGUUUAAGUUUGGGGAGCUUCAGGUUGCUGUGAGUCCAGAGAAAGCAUACGCCGGAGCUGCCAUUGCAUUUGUGUUUGGGAUUCUUUCAUGGCAAAUCAGUCAGGGAAUCCAAAGCACACCGGAGAACUCAUUGCAGUAUGCAAAUGAGAAUGCAUUGCUACUCGCAAAGUCUCUAAGAGGGUCUCUUCUAGCUAUGUUUUAUGCGUCAGCCGUCUUGUCAGGCUUCACAACAGCUGGACUCCUCCUUCUCGCUAAGCAGCUUUCAUCAGAGAAAGACUCAUAA
Eruca vesicaria subsp. sativa (arugula) is the source of this 810-nucleotide messenger RNA. Lineage: Eukaryota; Viridiplantae; Streptophyta; Magnoliopsida; Brassicales; Brassicaceae. The record is from the annotation of a GenBank genome assembly.